This is a messenger RNA of Dendrobium catenatum, 1243 nucleotides long. RefSeq names its product probable carboxylesterase 2. Gene Ontology annotation, molecular function: hydrolase activity. Bases 119 to 1066 code for a protein of 315 amino acids. The record is from RefSeq and is a predicted model, not a curated record. Lineage: Eukaryota; Viridiplantae; Streptophyta; Magnoliopsida; Asparagales; Orchidaceae. The transcript has a single exon.
UAAUUUUUUUCCUUGAUUAGGUACACCGUACACCGACCGAAUUUGCAUAGUAACGUCUUCGGAGCAUCUUCUGGAUCGGCUGGAACUCGUCUAAGCCUACUACAGAGGACCAGGAGCCAUGGAAUUCACCGCCGCCGCAGUAGCCACCGACGAUGAAGUUGAGUUCGAGUUUCCCCCACUCUUCCGGACAUACCGCAGCGGCCGCGUCGAGCGCUUCGGUGGCACGGACAAGGUCUCUCCAUCACUGGACCCGGCAACCGGCGUUGAUUCCAAGGACGUCAUAAUCGAUCCCUCGACCGGGGUAUUCGCCCGCCUUUACCUCCCACCCGCCACCGCUCCCGGCGGAAAGCUCCCCAUCCUCUUUUAUAUUCAUGGCGGCGGCUUCUGCAUCGAGUCCUGCGCCUCGCCCCUGUACCACCGCCACCACAACGCCCUCUCUUCCCUAACUCCGCUCCUUUCUGUCUCCAUUGACUACCGCCUCGCUCCCGAACACCGUCUCCCCGCCGCUUACGACGACUCAUUCACCGCCCUUCGCUGGGUCUUUUCCCAAACUGAUCCGUGGCUAGCUCAGCACGGCGAUUUCAGCCGGGUCUUCGUGGCUGGCGACAGCGCCGGAGCAAACAUUGCCCACCAUGUCGCGCUUCGGGCAGCGGCGGAGGGGUUGGCCAUCAAGGGACUAGCUUUGAUCCACCCCUUCUUCUGGGGAUCCGUUCCGGUGGGCUCGGAACCCACUGAGCCUGAUUUCCGGGCACCCCAUGACCGCUUCUGGAAGUAUAUUUUCCCGGAGACGGAAGGGAUGGAUGACCAUAGGAGGAACCCGGUCGCCGACGGUGCGCCAAGCCUUGCAGAUCUGAAGUGUGAGCAAGUUCUAGUCACAGUCGCCGAGAAGGAUGUUUUGAGGGACAGGGGAACUCUUUACUACAAGAAACUUAAUGAGAGCGGGUGGAAUGGCGAGGCCGAGCUGUUCGAGUCCCAGGAGGUUAGCCAUGUUUUCCACCUCUUUCAUCCAGAGACCGAGCUGGGAAAGGCCAAGAUUAAUAUGUUGGUUGAUUUCUUCCGAAAGUAGUAGCUCUGAUUUUCUACUCCCAGUGCCUUGAAAUAAGCUUAAUUAGUCCUUCAAAUGGAUAUGAUAUUGGUAUUUCUUACGCUAAGACUACAUCAAUAAGCAUUUUGGCUUGCAAUCUGCUAUGUGAUUUGACUUAUAAGUUCUGCUUAUUUGCUAUAUAUUUAAGUUGCUCUGUUA